Molecule: messenger RNA, 432 nt
Organism: Baudoinia panamericana UAMH 10762
Lineage: Eukaryota; Fungi; Ascomycota; Dothideomycetes; Mycosphaerellales; Teratosphaeriaceae
Exons: 1
Coding region: 1-432 (143 amino acids)
Biological process (GO): mRNA splicing, via spliceosome
Cellular component (GO): spliceosomal complex; U5 snRNP; U4/U6 x U5 tri-snRNP complex
Source: RefSeq, a predicted model, not a curated record
AUGGGCUCCGUUGUCAUCCCCCAUCUUGUCACCGGCUGGCACGUUGACCAAGCCAUCAUGUCCGAGGAGGACCGGCUCGUCGUAAUCCGCUUCGGUCGCGACUGGGAUCCCGACUGCAUGCGGCAAGACGAGGUUCUCUACAAGAUCGCCGACCGCGUCAAGAACUUUGCCGUUAUCUACGUUUGCGACAUCGACCAGGUGCCCGACUUCAAACAGAUGUACGAACUUUACGAUACAGUCACGCUGAUGUUUUUCUUCCGAAAUAAGCACAUGAUGUGCGAUUUCGGGACGGGCAACAAUAACAAGCUGAACUGGGUGUUGGAGGACAAGCAGGAACUCAUUGAUAUCAUCGAGACGAUCUACAAGGGCGCGAAGAAGGGCCGCGGCUUGGUGGUUAGCCCCAAGGAUUACUCCACCAGGUACCGGUACUAG